GUUUCUCGUGUGCCUGGCGGAGGGGAUGUAAACAGCUAGCAUGCCGACUAGCAGCCAGCAUCGGCGCAGAUUUCAGACCCACACCCGAUGCCGGUAAGCUCAUCUUAGUUAACCGACUGUUGGUUCUGAUGUGAAGGAGGAGGUCAACAUCGUUUCUCGGAGCGAAGUUGUGUCUUUGUGGAACAGUAGCUAACUUGGCUAAGUUAGCUAGGAGCGCUAGCGUCAGGUCUGACAGGAAGUCUGUUGAUGCUCUGCUGACAGAAGUAGAGGAAGAGAAAAUCCUCCAUCCCUAUCGUUCCUGCUGACAGACAGCAAAGACUUUCUCUGACAGGAAGUCUUCUAACCAUCCCACAAACUAAUUCCCGUUGGCAGGAAAUAAGAAGAAAGAGAAGAAGGAGAAGAAGAAGAAGAGUUUCUGCCUUUAGUUUAAUCUUAAUAUAUUUUUAAUUUAUGACGACAGAUUUCACUUCUGCCAGAAACUGUUUGACAUUGUCAGUGUCAGAUAGAUUGGUGUGUUUGUUCUGUGACACCCUCAGCAGGCGGGAGAACAUACUAGAGGUUCCCCUGGCGGCCAUGUUGGGGCCUCAUCUGCUGUCUGCCUCCUUAGCCGCCGCGCCUCCAUCUUAAAUCAACAGCUCAGAGCAGACCUGAAACAUUUUUUAACAUAAGGGCUUCUUGAUUUAUUUUUUCUACACGUGUUUUUGUGCUCAGAAGGAGUUGGUGUUUGUUCUCGUCAGGUCUCGUUUUGUCAGAAUCCACUAUCAGCCAAUCAUGGCGGAGUCCAGCUCGGUGCCGGCUGCAGCAGCAGAUCUAGUGAUUGAAGAAAACAAAGACGAAGUGUCUCUUCCCGCAGAGAGCGUCUCCAAAGAACUGAUUGUAACCAUGACGACAGAUGUAUCAGAUGUCAGAGCCGAGGCACUGAGCAGCAAUGGUGUCGCUGACAGUCCUCUUCCUGCCAAAGCCCUCAAAGAAGAAGAGGAGGAGGAGGCCACACCCACACCACCGGAUUCGUCGUCAUUGUCGUCCGAAGAUGGGACAAUAACUGCCAUUACCACCGAAGAAGAAUCUUUGUCGGCUCUACUCAGACACAUCAAGAGUGAAGGAGGUCAGGACAGAGGAGAGCCAGGUGAGAGGUCAGGUCUGGAUCCGGACCUCGAGGAGAGCUCCUCUGUGGCGACAGCGGGUGGCUCAGAUGACCAGCGGGAGUCCACAGACUCUGCCUCCUUCUCCAUCCCCAGCCUGGAGCUGUCAGAUGGGGUCACGGCCACAGCAAACUCACUGGACGUGGAGGAUGGCCUGUCCUCUUCCUACUCCGCUCUGGGGGUGGAGGGCUGCUCUCCGUCCACCGAGGUCCCCAGUCUGAAGGAAGAGGAGAUGCUGGAGGCUGCUGGGGGUGCUGUAGCUGCUGCUGCUGCUGCUGUUCCUCUUGCUGCUGCUCCAGAGGCGGGGCCAUCCAUGCCAGCAUAUUACCUGGUGAAGUGGAUCACCUGGAAAGAGAAGAAGACUCCUAUCAUCACUCAGAGUGAGAACGGACCCUGCCCCCUGCUGGCUAUCAUGAACACUUUGUUCCUCCGCUGGAAGGCUAAACUUCCCGCUCAGACAGAAGUUGUUACCACUGAGGACCUGAUGGCUCACCUGGGAGAGUGUGUGUUGUCUGUUACACCGAGAGAGAAGGCUGAUGGGAUGGAGCUCAACUUCCAACAGAACAUGAGUGAUGCCAUGGCAGUGCUCCCUAAGUUGUCCACGGGUCUGGACGUUAAUGUGCGUUUUACCGGGGUGACAGACUUUGAGUACACACCUGAGUGUAUCGUGUUCGACCUGCUGGACAUCCCGCUGUACCAUGGCUGGCUGGUUGACCCACAGAGUCCAGAGAUGGUUGCUUCUGUGGGGAAACUGAGCUAUAACCAGCUGGUGGAGAAAAUCAUCGACUACAAACACUCAGCUGACAGCAGCCGAGUCAGUGAAGGUCUGGUUGCGGAGCAGUUUUUGGAGUCGACGGCGACUCAGCUGUCGUAUCAUGGUUUGUGUGAACUCAACACAACGGCCAAGGAGGGAGAAAUCUCUGUGUUCUUCAGAAAUAACCACUUCAGUACUAUGAUCAAACACAAGGGUCACCUGUACCUGUUGGUGACAGAUCAGGGAUUCCUGCAGGAAGAGGGUUUGGUCUGGGAGUCUCUUCAUAAUGUCGAGGGAGACGGAAACUUCUGCGACUCUGACUUCAGACUGUGUCAUCCUCCUCAACGAGCUCAACCCACCACCAACCUGCCACCCAGCGCCCAGGAGCAGCAGAGACAGAUUGACCAGGAAAAAAUGAACAAAAUAAUGAAGAAGGAACAGUACCACUCCAUCCUCCAGCAUCAUGCAGUUCCAUCUGGACUAAGACUUGUGGGUCGGAAGUUUGUUUUGCAGCAAGAUAAAUACCCUAAGCAUUCUUUCAACCUCUGUCUGGGUUACCUAGACAAAAAAGAAGAGGAAGGUGUUCUUCGAAAGAUGGUUUGCCCCCUCAGUCUCCAGACCUCUCUCUAAUUGAGCUUGUGUGGCACGAAUUGGAUUGAUCAGUCAGAAAAGUGCGUCCCACAAAUCAGAAGUCUCUCAUUGAUGAACUUAGGAAAGCUUGGAAUGCAAUUCCUGGCACAUACCUUACAAAACUUGUGGAAGGAAUGCCUCGUAUAUGCCAUGCUGUUGUUAAAGCCAGAGGAGGUUACUUUGAAGAAAGCAAAGUCUAAGCGAGAAAAACCCAAAUACCUGAUAAUUAUAGUAAAAAUGUAUUCUGAUAAGUGGUAGAGCAGACCCAGGGUUUAAAGUCUGGGCAUCUCAGGGAAUAGCCAAUGUAGCUGACCUCUACAAUGACAACUUGGUUUUUAGUUCAUUUGAGGAACUUGAAGCAAGGUAUGGGAUUACUGCAAAACAUUUCUUAAAAUAUUUGCAACUUAGAAGCUUUAUCUUGUCCAAACAAAGUAAUAGUUUUACAAUCCCCCCCAGAUCCACUCUGGAAAAGUACACUUUGAAGUUUCUAUAUUCCAGGGGACAGAUCUCCUUAUUGUACAAGCUCCUUGUAAGCAAGUCUAAAGAAUCUCCACAAAACUUACUAGAAGCAUGGAGGACAGAUCUGCAGGAUAAUCUAACAGAGGAGGAAUGGUCAGAUGCAUGUUCUCUAGCUCAAACUCAAUCAAUAAAUACAAACUCCAAAUUAUUACAAUAUAAAUGGAUAAGUAGACUAUAUAUAACACCAUCUACGUUGCACCACUUUAAUCCCAACAUACCUGAUACCUGCCUCAAAUGCAAACACCAAAAGGGAACACUAUUCCACUGUAUGUGGGAAUGUCCACAAAUUCUCACAUUUUGGAGAAAAGUCUUAGAUCUGGCGAGCCAAAUCAUUGGUGAGGAAGUGCCCCUCAACUUCAUGGACUAAUAUAUUCAAACCGCCUAGAUACUACAACAUCAAGGCGUGUGUUUUUUUUAAGUCUGUUUUUGCCAUACAUGUGCCUUGUGUGUUUUGUUGUUCUCUGUAAAACUCUGAAAAAACCUUCAAUAAAUACAUGUUUA
Messenger RNA from Epinephelus moara (kelp grouper), 3546 nucleotides. It is a transcript of the gene mindy1, whose product is annotated as MINDY lysine 48 deubiquitinase 1. Gene Ontology annotation, biological process: protein K48-linked deubiquitination. The coding region runs from base 772 to 2526 and encodes 584 amino acids. The transcript is spliced from 11 exons. Gene Ontology annotation, molecular function: cysteine-type deubiquitinase activity; K48-linked deubiquitinase activity; cysteine-type carboxypeptidase activity. Gene Ontology annotation, cellular component: cytosol; cell periphery. NCBI's taxonomy places the organism in Eukaryota, Metazoa, Chordata, Actinopteri, Perciformes, Serranidae. The record is from RefSeq and is a predicted model, not a curated record.